AUGCCCACCAGCGCCGGAAAGAGAUUUAAACCCACCAAAUACAUCCCGGUGUCUACAGCUGCCACUCUCCUCGUGGGAUCGACCACUUUAUUUUUCGUUUUCACGUGCCCCUGGUUGACCAAGGUGAUCUCCCCUAUCGUGCCUCUCUACAAUGGCCUCAUCUUCCUCUUUGUCUUGGCCAACUUCAGCAUGGCAACAUUCAUGGAUCCCGGUGUCUACCCCAGAGCGGACGAGGAUGAAGACAAAGACGAUGACUUCCGAGCGCCUCUCUACAAGAACGUGGAGAUCAAAGGCAUUCAGGUCCGGAUGAAGUGGUGUGCCACCUGUCACUUCUACAGGCCGCCUCGCUGCUCACACUGCAGUGUCUGUGACAAUUGUGUGGAGGACUUUGACCAUCACUGCCCUUGGGUCAACAACUGCAUCGGACGGAGAAAUUACCGUUACUUCUUCCUCUUCCUGCUCUCUUUAAGCGUCCAUAUGGUGGGAGUUUUCACCUUCGGCCUCAUCUUUGUGCUCCACCAUAGAGAGAGACUGGGAGCGCUGCACACAACCGUCACAUUGGUGGUGAUGUGUAUUGCGGGACUUUUCUUUAUUCCUGUCAUGGGUCUCACAGGUUUCCACAUGGUGCUUGUGGCUCGAGGUCGAACUACAAAUGAACAAGUAACAGGCAAGUUUCGUGGAGGAGUGAAUCCCUUUACUAAAGGUUGUGGCGGCAACGUGGAGUAUGUCUUAUGUAGUCCUUUGGGGCCAAGGUACAUAUUGGACCUGCGGAAGAAGCCCCAAAUCAAAAUAAAACCUCCAUUCAUCAGACCAGACGUCUCAGAAAAGCAAAUCACCAUCAAAGUCAAUGACAAUGGCAUCCAUAGCACCAUUAUAAGCUCCAAGUCCAAAAGCAGCCUCGAUGGCCUGGAUGACAAAGAAACGCAGCCCCCGUUGCCACCGAAAGCUGACAGGUACAACCAGCUGAAAACCCAUCUGACCUCCAGUGAGGAAAGCUCUCUGUCUGGUAAGACCCACCCUUCCACUCCGGCCAUGUACAAAUUCAGACCAUCCUUUGGCACCAUGCCAAAAGUUCACUAUCAUACUGCAGGGGACAAGAUUGUCAUGCCCGAUGACCAAAAUUCCUCUCCCAUCUUGGAAGAGGGUGUUCGUGGCCAUGACUACCGUUCCGAGCCAAAUUUAGAUCUGCCAGAAUACACUAAUGCUCCUAUUCACCGCACUUUUAAGUCUUCCCCAUUCCAUCUUGACUCUGACCCGGUAAACUCUCGGACCCUCAGCCUAAAGCAGGCUCACCAACGACCAGAAAAAGGGCAGCUUGUGGGUCUGCAGCCCCAGACGGUCACCUCUACCCCGUAUAAGAAUGUCUUCUCUCCCAGCACGCUCUCCAACCGUAAUGGAAGUCUAUCUUAUGACAGCCUGCUAAACCCCAGUGGCACCCCACCAACUGCCAGUGAGUGCUUAGCCCACCGUGGUAUGCCUCCAAUGGGGUUCCACUCGCCGUACCUGCCCACCAAAAUGUGCCACGUGCGGGAACCUGAUAUGCAGAGACAACAGGUUGCCGCCACCUACAGUCCAGUGAUGUCAUCUCGAGGGGUGGGCCGUCAAUCCCCUCACCUACGGGACAGGGACCCAUCUCCAGUGCGCUACGACAACCUAUCUCAAACAAUCAUGGCCUCCAUCCAAGAGCGCAAGGAAAUGGAGGCGAGAGAAAAAAGACACAUGCUGCAUGGGCAUUCCCAGACGCAUAUCUAUGCCCAGGACUCAGGUGUGUUUGAAGGCUCGGGGGGAUACGGCCUCCCGCCCAACCUCUGCUAUCCAGAUGGGCCUCGCUGUGCCGGUUCAAGAGGCCCGACACCUCCGGCUUACGGAGGCUCUAGGGACAACCUGAUGGGGGUCGGGCUGACGUACGGGCAGAGAACCCCUGUACUGUGCCAGUCCGGCUCCACUCUGGGUCGAGCACCCAGGACUUCAUCCAGCUCUUUACACACAGAUCACGUUAGCAACAACAACCACCACGGAAGGGUCUCGGGCACUGAAGGCCUAUAUCGCUCCCCUGCCCAUCACCCCCACUCCCCUGCAUUGCCCCGAUCUCCCUCAUCUUACUCCCAUCAGAAACAUUCAUACAUGAGUGCCCAGGAGAGGAUGGACUCGCCUCGUCUGGGUGGGGCAAGAGAGGCUAUCAAAGUUAAUGGCCAGAUGGAUUGCCACCCAAGUGCCAAGGGUGUCACAGCCAGUCCCAAUCGCCAUGGUAACGUCAAAAAGGUGACUGGGGUGGGAGGCACCACCUAUGAGAUUUCAGUGUGA
Messenger RNA from Nerophis lumbriciformis (worm pipefish), 2304 nucleotides. The record is from RefSeq and is a predicted model, not a curated record. NCBI's taxonomy places the organism in Eukaryota, Metazoa, Chordata, Actinopteri, Syngnathiformes, Syngnathidae.